Rhagoletis pomonella (apple maggot) is the source of this 1023-nucleotide messenger RNA. RefSeq lists its product as uncharacterized. Bases 1 to 1023 code for a protein of 340 amino acids. The record is from RefSeq and is a predicted model, not a curated record. Lineage: Eukaryota; Metazoa; Arthropoda; Insecta; Diptera; Tephritidae. The transcript has a single exon.
AUGACGUACUCGCAAAGUAAUAAUCCUGUGAUGGUAGCAGCCGAAAGAGCAAUUAAAACUCCUUUGAAAAAUACAUCGCAAAGUGGUGAUGGUGUUUUUAGUGGAAGACGCAGAUCAUCGUCAAAAAGGUCGUCAACUAUGCCUCCACAUUUCAUAAGCCGAACGAGUACUCCUAAAUAUCAACACCAUGGACAAAAAACACGAAAUUUCACAUCGUCAACGUCAUGGACGACAGCAAACCCUUCAACAUCGUCAAACUCCAGUGGCUUUAGCAGCGAACUAUUUUCGUUGCGGCAACGGAAGGAUCAAUUCCAGCAGCAACGUCUCCACUCUUAUUCGCUCAGCAGCGAAAGUGAUAGCGGAUUUUCCACAAGUAGAAGUCUUGAUUACCUAACGCAUUAUGGUGGCAAGGAUGAAGUUCAGCUCUGGCAGCAACAGACGCACGCCAAACAGGGACAACGCCGGCACUCACUCGCUACAUUCGACAACAAAACGAAUAGUUACUUGGGUUGCGCAUACUACUCGAAUAACCAGUCGUAUUCCAAUGGUUUUGGACUUAAAACUGAUGAUGAAGAUAAGCUCAAAUCAGCUGCUCUGUCCAAUAGUGGUGCCGCUGGGGGUAAUGAAAAAAGUCCAGCAGCUACUAUUUGCAAUAGCCACAGCGCCAAUCACGAGUAUGGUGCGCGAAUUUCAUUGAACAAUGUUCCUAAAUUUGGCAAAAUCUUACCGAAUCGGUAUUCGCUACCUACUGCGUUGUCGCAUUUUGCUACUAGCAAACAUUUUAAUGCGCCGUCAGCCCAGUUCUUGCCAAAACCACCGCAACACUGGUUGUUGGAUUUGAUGGAAGCGAAGGCUGAAGGCGGCUGUGCCAUAAACGGGAAUUCAAAGUACAGUGAGCCAAUAGCAGUGGAGUGUAAGCUGGCAGCAGUUGGAUACUGCCCAAGGGUAACAUACUCGGAGAGUAAUCUGUUCGAUGAAAUCAGUACUCAUAAUUUAAAGUUGUUGCUAAAGGUGCAAACAUAA